Pseudomyrmex gracilis is the source of this 1512-nucleotide messenger RNA. RefSeq lists its product as uncharacterized. Lineage: Eukaryota; Metazoa; Arthropoda; Insecta; Hymenoptera; Formicidae. Bases 97 to 600 code for a protein of 167 amino acids. The record is from RefSeq and is a predicted model, not a curated record. The transcript has 4 exons.
GCUACGCUCAGGCAAGUUCAGAAGCACACCUCUGCUAAAGUAGUAAAGCGCUUGUGUCGCAAGAUUAAAGUACGUAGGCGCACCUUAGAGUAACGUAUGACUGUCACUUUUCUGCACUUCUUACAAAUAAAAGCAAGGAAAAAGCAUGCAGAGAAAGAUCUUGGUUUCCUACGAAUUGGCUCGUUGAACGUUCGCGUGAAACGUACGACGGAAGCCUUCAGCCAAUUCUUGGGAGUGGCAUCCAGCAGCACGGCUAACAACGAGAAGAUUCACAAGUCGUGGGGAUCCGCGGAUAACGUGCAGCUGGACCAAAAGAUAAUGCCACCGCCUAAGUACGCGCCUAUCAAGAAGCGAAGGAGCAGACGGCCGCAGGACUUCGGCUCAUCGCAAGAUAAACAGCAAGCCGCCAGUCAACCGACUACCCCGUUGCUUCAGGGCAAGGUCAGCCGACCAAACCGGGCUGUUCAACGUCGACCGACGUCCACAACGUCCGUCAGCUCUGGCUCUAUCGCGUCCAGCGGUAUCCAGCAGAACGGCGAUUCGGACUCCGACACAGCUUGCGGCUUCGACUCCGCAUGGCGAGGAUCAGCUCAGCUCUAAUUAACGUAAUUCGCCAUCCCCUAGGCAUCGUCGCCUUAUGCUUAUUCAUAAGUAUGAAAGAGCUCUAUCUCUCUUCGGAGAUUGCAAUAUCGUUAGCAAGCCCUUUUUAUUCGGAAACUCAGAUGUCUAUAUGUGAAUGAUUCUCGCGAAUAUUAUGAUCAAAAUAAAAGUAAAAAUGUGUUUCUCUCAACAUAAAACGGACAUUUCAAAAUUGUUGUAUGGAUUUUUUUUUUGUACCUUAUUUACAGAUCGCUCUGCUUAUUGUGUUAUAGGGUUUUAAUUGUUACUUUACAUAUUACAGAAUACUAGAUAUAUGAAAAAAUACAUAUCCAUUUUUAUCUGUUAAAGUUUUAUCAGUAAUUUUUAUUUUCAAAACAAUGUGCAGUGUUUCUUUUUUAAUAAAUAGACAAUUUUAAAUCUUUAUGUAAUGUACGAAACUUAGAGAAAGAAAAACAACAAUUUGAUGUUUGAAUACGUUUAUCUUUGUGUAGCGAGAUCAAACUAGAAAUGUAUUACAAAUUUGCGUAUAGAAAACGAGCAUUUCCUUUUGCACUUCUCAUCUUAAGAUAUUUAUCUAGAUUUUAAUUUUGCAUUUUCAAGAUGUUGUAAAUUAGAUGUGUUCAUAUAUAUUGAUAUAUAUUGCACAAAUUUGUUACAUAACAAUACGAUGUCUUUUAUAUGAAGAAUCAACAGUGAAGAAUUGUUCUUCAUGUAAAAGAGUUAGGAAUUACAAAUUUUUUGUUUUAUUCGAUUAUCAAGAUGUUUUUCUAUUUUUAUUUAUGUGUUAUAAAAAAAUGCUAAUAAUUGUAUCGUGGAUACGUAUAUUUACAAUGUGAAAACACUUAUAUUAUUUUUAUUUAUAUAAUGUAUUGAAUAAUUUUUAAGAGCAAUAAACAUCAUGUUUAAGUUUAA